ACUAUGAUCAGUGUGGAGUCUUCAGUUACAAGAUGCAGGGCUGGGCUACUACGAUGCUGCUGGUGAUGAUCAUGGCAACGACCUGGGUGAUGGCGAUACAAGCGGAAGCGCAGCUGGGACAGCAAGGGGAAGAGGGGCUGGUAAAGGAGCAUCUCAACCUACAGGGUAAGGAGAAAUUCCUCGGCACCUUCAGUACCAGCACGAGGACGAUGGUGAUAGCCUCCACCUCCACAGUGUUCCUCACCUGCUUAUCCGGCACCGCCAAUCCCGUAGUCCUAUGUGGCGGCCGCAGGAAGAAGAGGAACGUGAGGGAAAAAUCAAUGACAUUCCUCUUGGACGAUUACCGAGGAUUGCCUGGUCCGAUCCUGGAAGGGAGCACUGAAGGGGUCAAUGUAGACGGUAAGGAGAGAGAUACGGGCGGCGUGGGCGAGGAGGGUCAUGCGGAGAAGUUUCUGGGCAUCCAGUUGUGGACCACCACCGCCGUUACCACCUCAGUUACCGUCUUCUACACCAACACCAGCACUACUGUCAGAAUCUCCUUCUACUGUGCUGCUGGCGGCCUGAACUUACCCCCCAUAUCAUGUAUUGGUGCUUAGCGCCUCCUGCCUCCCCACCCCACACCUGUACUCCCCUCCUCCUUCCUUCUUCACCUAUCCUCCCCCCUCCCUAUA
This is a messenger RNA of Homarus americanus (American lobster), 671 nucleotides long. RefSeq lists its product as uncharacterized. The coding region runs from base 33 to 596 and encodes 187 amino acids. The record is from RefSeq and is a predicted model, not a curated record. The transcript is spliced from 3 exons. NCBI's taxonomy places the organism in Eukaryota, Metazoa, Arthropoda, Malacostraca, Decapoda, Nephropidae.